AUGCCGGAGCAGAGCAACGACUACCGGGUGGUGGUGUUCGGCGCCGGCGGCGUGGGCAAGAGCUCGCUGGUGCUGCGCUUCGUCAAGGGGACCUUCCGGGACACCUACAUCCCCACCAUCGAGGACACCUACCGCCAGGUCAUCAGCUGCGACAAGAGCGUCUGCACCCUGCAGAUCACCGACACCACGGGCAGCCACCAGUUCCCGGCCAUGCAGCGCCUCUCCAUCUCCAAGGGCCAUGCCUUCAUCCUGGUCUUCUCCGUCACCAGCAAGCAGUCCCUGGAGGAGCUGAAGCCCAUCUACCAGCAGAUCGUGCAGAUCAAGGGCAGCGUGGAGAGCAUCCCCAUCAUGCUGGUGGGCAACAAGUGCGACGAGACCCAGCGGGAGGUGGAGAGCAGGGAGGGGGAGGCCAUGGCCAAGGAGUGGAAAUGCGCCUUCAUGGAGACCUCGGCCAAGAUGAACUACAACGUCAAGGAGCUCUUCCAGGAG
This is a messenger RNA of Egretta garzetta (little egret), 489 nucleotides long. RefSeq names its product DIRAS family GTPase 1 (gene DIRAS1). The record is from RefSeq and is a predicted model, not a curated record. NCBI's taxonomy places the organism in Eukaryota, Metazoa, Chordata, Aves, Pelecaniformes, Ardeidae. Gene Ontology annotation, cellular component: plasma membrane. Gene Ontology annotation, biological process: signal transduction. The annotation marks the transcript as partial. The transcript has a single exon. Gene Ontology annotation, molecular function: GTP binding; GDP binding; GTPase activity.